CUGCUAAUUAUUGGUUUUCAGGGGAGCAUUCUCAGUGGUAAGAAGAUGUAUGAAAAUCCCUACUGGUCAAGAAUAUGCUGCCAAAAAUUAUCAACACCAAAAAGCUUUCUGCCAGGGAUCACCAGAAGUUGGAAAGGGAAGCCAGAAUCUGCCGUCUUUUGAAACACCCUAAUAUUGUGCGACUUCAUGACAGCAUAUCGGAAGAGGGUUUUCAUUACUUGGUGUUUGACUUAGUUACUGGAGGGGAACUGUUUGAAGACAUAGUAGCAAGGGAAUACUACAGCGAGGCUGAUGCCAGUCAUUGUAUACAGCAGAUUCUAGAAAGUGUAAAUCAUUGUCAUCUAAAUGGCAUAGUUCACAGGGAUCUGAAGCCUGAGAAUUUGCUUCUAGCCAGCAAAUCUAAGGGAGCAGCCGUGAAGCUGGCAGACUUUGGCUUAGCCAUCGAAGUGCAAGGAGACCAGCAGGCAUGGUUUGGUUUUGCUGGCACACCUGGGUAUCUCUCCCCGGAAGUCCUACGUAAAGACCCAUAUGGAAAGCCCGUGGACAUGUGGGCAUGCGGUGUUAUUCUCUAUAUCCUCCUGGUGGGCUACCCGCCGUUUUGGGAUGAAGAUCAGCACCGACUCUAUCAGCAGAUCAAGGCUGGAGCUUAUGACUUUCCAUCACCUGAGUGGGACACAGUGACUCCUGAAGCCAAAGACCUUAUCAAUAAGAUGCUGACCAUCAACCCUGCCAAGCGCAUCACAGCCUCAGAGGCGCUGAAGCACCCAUGGAUCUGCCAACGUUCUACUGUGGCUUCCAUGAUGCACCGGCAGGAGACCGUGGAUUGCUUGAAGAAGUUUAAUGCACGAAGGAAACUAAAAGGUGCCAUCUUGACAACUAUGCUGGCUACACGGAAUUUUUCAGCAGCCAAGAGUCUGCUGAAGAAACCAGAUGGAGUAAAGAAAAGGAAAUCCAGUUCGAGUGUUCAGAUGAUGAUAAACAACAAAGCGAACGUGGUAACCAGCCCCAAAGAAAAUAUCCCUACCCCGGCGCUGGAGCCCCAAACUACUGUAAUCCACAACCCUGAUGGAAACAAGGAGUCGACUGAAAGUUCAAAUACAACGAUUGAAGAUGAAGAUGUGAAAGCACGAAAACAAGAGAUUAUCAAAGUCACUGAGCAGCUAAUCGAAGCCAUCAACAACGGGGACUUUGAGGCAUACACAAAAAUCUGUGACCCAGGUCUGACUGCAUUUGAACCUGAAGCUCUGGGGAAUUUGGUGGAAGGGAUGGACUUUCAUCGAUUCUACUUUGAAAAUGCUUUAUCCAAAAGCAAUAAACCCAUCCACACCAUCAUCCUGAACCCCCACGUGCACUUGGUGGGUGAAGACGCUGCCUGCAUCGCCUACAUCCGGCUCACGCAGUACAUGGAUGGCGGUGGGAUGCCCAAGACCAUGCAGUCGGAGGAGACCCGUGUGUGGCACCGCCGCGACGGCAAGUGGCAGAACGUGCAUUUUCACCGCUCAGGCUCGCCCACAGUCCCCAUAAAGCCAUCCUGUAUUCCCAAUGGGAAAGAAAACUUCUCAGGAAGCACCUCUUUGUGGCAAAACAUCUAAGGCCUGAAAACCAUUCACUGUGGGUCUUCUAAUUAUCAACAGUGCCACCUCCACAUUCUCUGUCUCCGGACAAGUGGACGGGACCCCGGGCUGCCCCAUCCUCUUCAUGCAUGUUUCUGAGUGCGUGAAGCCGUGAAGGUCUGUGUGCUGCUUAGUGACACCUCCUCGCGGCCUCAAGUGCCCCCCACGUUGUUUACACUCUACCAUGGGAUGUUCUGUUGUCCUUGGCCAUCCUAGGGGGAUGUCAGACAAACAAAACCAGUUCCACAAUAUCCCAACUCAACUCUUCAACCCCUUCCUCUGUUUAUGCCAAGAUUUAACAAACAGACUUUAAAACAUAUUGUCCUCUGAAUGACAGUUUGUAAGAGAAAUGUAAAUUUUUUAAAAAAGAAAACAACAGCUAUAACUAUUUUAUUUGUUUGGGCUUGUUUAACACACAUAGAAAAAGGCCAAAACAAAACAAAAUAACAACAACAAAUCUUUCUCUGUUCCUUUGUGUGAUCCUGGUUAAAGUAGAUGCCUUCACGAGGUGAUGAGGGCUUUACAACUCUGUCAAGAUUGAAUUGUUAAGACAAACAAAACGUGACCACAUCACUUGGGACUGUAGCUGCAAUGUUUCUGACUUGCUACCAUGAGAGUCGUGUGGAGGGGCCUAACUGUGUAAACUGGAAAAAUUCCAACCAUCGAUGAGUUUGAUCACUUUGGGGUACACUCCUGCGAUUUGGGUUAAGUUAGUGAACUGAAUUUUUCCCCAAAUCUGUGCUGUUUUCUUGCUCCCCUACUCUGUCCCCAGUUCUCUGUUCCUGUGAGUUUAAGCUUUCUUUGGCUCUUCCAUUUCUUUCUUUUUUACCUCUCACAGCAUGUGAGAAAAGUGCAGUUUCCCACCUGAUAGCCAGAUAAGCCUGGGCCCUUUUGGGCAAGUGAGAAGGCUGAUUCUCCUUUAGCCCUCAUAAGCAUUUUCAGGGGCCCUCAAAAGUCAGCCAAGACUGCAGAGGUUUCUCAUUCUGCUUUAGGCACCAGCAUGGAGGGCAGCUCAAACAGGGAGGAAUUGGGAUGCUAGAAGGCAUACCAGAAUCACAUGUGCCCCUCUGUCCCUUGGUGUGUCCUACUGACCUGGGGACCCCACUGGAAGGCUUCCCAAGGCUGAAGAGGUGGUUUUGUGCAAAUGCACUUUUUCUGCUUGGGGGAAGGAUUGAUCCCCCUUAGCCACUGCUGCUUUCCAGGAGUGUGCCCCCCCCAGCAACUUCUUACACUCACAAGCAUGUGCACCCCAUUUUUUGUGGCGUGUGAGUCCUUUACCCUGCUGCUGUUAGAGCCCCAUGGCCACCUCCAUGGAGGGCAGGUGUCCCUGUGUUUCAGGGAAAGAGAAGUGGGCAAUGGCCCAGCUUCCUCUCCUCCAUGCUUGUCACCUCUCCUCCAUCGCCUCGGCCCUGAAACGCUGUACAGUGCAUGGUCUCCUCAUUGUUAUUCUAAUAGUCAUGCAGUCCUCAGAAGCCUAUUUUUAAAGCAAAAAAAUAAAUAAAAAUAGAAAAGGGAGAAAACCCACAAAGUAACUAAACACACUCUCUUUUCUCUCAUUUCCCUUUCUGUGCCGAUUACUCCUUCACCUUAGAUAUUGCUAGUGGAUAUAUGGUAGAUGGAUUGAAGCUUUUCUGAUCAUUAUUACACAACUUAAAACAAUCUAUAUUUAAAAUAAAUAUAUACAGUCAAUGUAUUGAGCCAUGUUAACCUGCCAAUGAGAUCUGUGAAAAAGCAAUGGCCUCCUCCCCCUUUAUGACCCUUUUGUGAAGUGGCUACAUGUGGCAUACAUGUAUUUUUUUAAACUAGGUAUAGAGUGGUUUUGUGAUUUGUUUUUUUAACACCUUCAACUUAGCAUGUGGUGUUGAAGUACCACCGUAGACCGUUUGCCUUCCGCACUCAGACGUGAGGGAAUUGUGCUUUUUUCUCUCUACCACUGUCGGAUGACACAUUUAUUAUCUUCUAUCAUUUGGAAACACUGCAGUUUACCAUGGGACACUGUAUAUAUUUCUUGCCAUAAUGGUAAAUGAAUGAUAUAUUUAAGAGUUAAUAAAUUUGUGAUUUCUGCUGACAGCA
Messenger RNA from Suncus etruscus (white-toothed pygmy shrew), 3686 nucleotides. RefSeq names its product calcium/calmodulin dependent protein kinase II delta (gene CAMK2D). The record is from RefSeq and is a predicted model, not a curated record. Gene Ontology annotation, biological process: protein phosphorylation. Gene Ontology annotation, molecular function: ATP binding; calmodulin binding; calcium/calmodulin-dependent protein kinase activity. NCBI's taxonomy places the organism in Eukaryota, Metazoa, Chordata, Mammalia, Eulipotyphla, Soricidae. The coding region runs from base 75 to 1592 and encodes 505 amino acids. The transcript is spliced from 21 exons. Gene Ontology annotation, cellular component: neuron projection; cytoplasm.